AUGGAUGAUGCAAAUAGCACACACGAACAUAAUGAGGAUACUGUGGAGAUAAAUGAUCCUUCAGAACCAAAUCAAAAGAAAGUUAAGUUAACCUCAACUGUGUGGCGUUACUUCAAGAAACUUGGUAGAGCUAAAGAUGGAAUUGAAAGGGCAGAAUGUAGAGGGUGUAAAGCACCAUUCAGGGUUGGUUCAACUCCCGGAUCCACAGGUAAGAGUUACGGUACAUCACAUCUGCAUCAUCAUAAAACUCAGUGUACAAUGCUUAAAGUUCAUGACUUGGGUCAAAUGUUCAUUAAUCAAGAAGGUAAAAUGCAAUCUAGAAAAAUAGAUCAAUGGACCCAGCGUGGAAUGCUUGCUGAAGCUAUCAUUAAGCAUAAUUUACCAUAUUCUUUUGUUGAGUAUGAUGGAAUUAAGUCUUCGGUGAAUUAUAUAAGUCCAGAUGUUGUGAUGCCUUCUAGGAACAGUUGUGUUGCAGAUGUCAAGAAAGCGUAUAUUAGAGAGAAGGAGAAAUUGAAACGAAUCUUAGCUAAAAUUCCUAAUAGGGUAAUCUUGACUUCUGAUUGUUGGACAUCAUCUAAUUCUGAAGGAUAUAUUUGUUUAACUGCUCAAUUCGUUGAUGCAAAUUGGAGGUUAGUUUGUACAAUUUUAAACUUUUGUCGUAUGUAUCCACCUCACACUGGAGUUGAAUUGGUUGAUACUAUAUACGACUGUUUGAAAGAGUGGGGCAUAGAUAAGAAGGUAUUUUCGAUCACUUUGGAUAAUGCCACUGCCAAUGACAGCUUGCAAAAUGUUUUAAAAGGGCAUCUUAGAUUGCAAAAGAGUUUGUUAUAUGAUGGUGAGUUCUUUCAUGUGCGUUGUUCUCCUCAUAUUUUGAAUUUGAUUGUUCAAGAGGGUUUAAAAGCAUCUAGUGAUUCCUUAUUUGCAAUUAGGGAAAGUGUUAAGUAUGUUAAAGGAUCUGAUGGGAGAAUGCUGAAGUUUGAGCAACGUGUAAAGGAAUUUGGAAUUGAAACAACUCUUGGUUUACGUCUGGAUGUAUCAACCAGAUGUAACUCGACAUAUUUGAUGCUUGAGAGUGCACUCCAGUAUGAAAAGGCUUUUGCUAGUCUACAUUUGGUUGACAGAAAUUAUGCUUAUUGUCCUACGUUUGAUCAAUGUAGAAGGGCGGAGAAAAUCUGUCAAUUCUUGGAGCCCUUUUAUGAGACAACUAACUUGAUCUCUGGUUCAAGCUACCCAACCUCUAACUUGUAUUUUAUACAGAUAGAAAACGUGAAAAGCAAAUUAUACAAGCUCUAUGGUCAUUAUGCAAACAAGCAAGAUGUUGCAAGUGCUUCUUCUAGUGUUCUCACUACCUCAAGUGAAGAUAGAAAUGAAGAUGAGGAUGUUACAGCUACAUUAUCAGAAGAGGAUUCAAAUGUUCUUGAAGAAGAUGAUAUAUUGGUGUUGGAUUCAUAA
Messenger RNA from Lycium ferocissimum, 1452 nucleotides. Its product is annotated as zinc finger BED domain-containing protein RICESLEEPER 2-like. NCBI's taxonomy places the organism in Eukaryota, Viridiplantae, Streptophyta, Magnoliopsida, Solanales, Solanaceae. The record is from RefSeq and is a predicted model, not a curated record. The transcript is spliced from 3 exons. The coding region runs from base 1 to 1452 and encodes 483 amino acids.